Messenger RNA from Paecilomyces variotii, 2048 nucleotides. RefSeq lists its product as hypothetical. The record is from RefSeq and is a predicted model, not a curated record. The transcript has a single exon. Lineage: Eukaryota; Fungi; Ascomycota; Eurotiomycetes; Eurotiales; Thermoascaceae. Bases 314 to 1609 code for a protein of 431 amino acids.
CGAUGACCAUGACCGAUCUCAGUCAGACUCCGAAUCGGAAGCGUCCUUGGAAGCAAGCCCUUCACAUCACCUGCAAAAUCCACUCGUGCCACCCGAUUCCAGUCCGCCUGAGAUAGCUGUUCGCACCAAACCGGCUAAAGAUAAAAGCCGGGAUAAUCCUCAAGAGUCGCAUUCUUCGUCUAACAACGGCCCUGAAUCUGGCUCUCAAGCCGCUUUAGCUGCUGAUGAACGAGAAGAACUAAGGGAAGGAGAAGAACGAGAAGAACGAGAAGGAGGACGAGAAGAAUCAAAUGACGAAAGUGAUGAGUCAGAUAUGGAUAUCUCAAUGCCCCAUCCGCUCCAGUCAGGUACCCAGCAGAGUGAAACUUCUGCUGCGGUCAGUUCCGGUCAAAGUCUCCCGAGUCAGAAGCUUGUACACGAAAUUCAAGUAGUGGAAACGCCAGCUUCAGCCUUUGAACGUCUCCGGGCUAAGAGGAUCGAUGGCAAUACGGUUUAUCCAAAGCCCGGACACCAGCACUCGUCCCAGAGUACGAAGUUUUCGUCAGAGUCGAGGAUUAUGGCCACAUAUGGCAGCAGUGCUCCUGAGACAAGUUACUGUCCUCCCCCGGAAGCUUCCUCGGCUCAUCCUGAACGCGCCAUUUCCCACGAUCCCGCUGAAAUCAGCUCUGCCGAACCCAGAGACUCCAUGCUGAAUUCACAGAUGUCCGUCGAUUCCAACUCACAGUCCCAGCGACCUGAGCUUGAGGAGUCCCAGCAUGAACGGUCGAUUGUUCGGCGAAGGACAGGGAGCCCUGAAGAGAGACCACUGGGCGGUUCGUCUGGACAGCAUCCUCCUCAAGGAGCCAGCAACUCUGGGGAACAGUUAGACCACUCAUCUCCGCGCCUACCUUCUCCAGACCAGGAACAUGCGGAGAAAGAAUCAGCAGAAAACAUAUCUCCGCGUCAUCAUCCUGUUAUGGACCGGCCUGAGAACGAUGUCGACCUAUCUUCCUUGAACCAGUCAAGAGAUGAAAUACGUACCGACGAGAUCUCCUGUUCAGAGCCUCCCGCAGAGCCACCUGCAGAUUUCGCCUCUGAUAUACAGAAAGACGCCACUCCUAGAGCCAGUCCCGUUGUGCGAGCUGAUCAGCAAAAUUUGUCCGUGGGGAGUAAUCUCGUCAAAGCCCAAAGAGCAUACGAAAAAUUCUGCCGUGACUACCCAGUAUACCCUGGGGAUUUCAGGCACUUUACUAGGAUGUGUGUCAAGCUGGAGGCUGUGAGAGCCGGGGGACAGUUGCGACGAUCGUUCCUUUGGGACGACUUUAUCAUCCGACAUUUGGAAGACUACCCGCGUUAUCUCGAGGCCUGUAUUUCUGCCGUCGAAGAGCCCUGCAGAUACGAAGAUUACUUCGUUGGCACUUUCAUGCGACCUUUGUACAAGAAGAGGAGUCUAACAGCGGCUGCAGUGGAGGCUUCCGCAGCAAAUUGCGCUCCUAGUAGAGCCUCAAUUAGCGGCUAUUCCACUACGCAGAGUGUGGCGAAUCAUUCUUUUACAGGUAGCCUCGUCAACCAGCUCUCCCGGCUCCGGACAUCCUCGUUUCAAGAAACGGCCGACUACGGCACCCCUUGAGCUGUCCCUAUAUCCGGUCAACCUGGGACUCGGCCGGUUGUUGCAUCCGAACCAAACAAAAUUACAAAGGUUACGGGCGCUACGAGUAGAUUAUCCCCCGAGAAGAGAGGGAGUCCGAUCCCGCGCGAGUUCACGGAGACUCGCGAUGAAGCAGCUACGCAAGAGUACCACGAAAGAACGAGUGCUGGGCUCUGAGAUAGAGGGUUUGCCAGUAUAUGAAAGAAGGCAGGCUCAUACUCGUUCACCAAGCCUGCAGCAUAUAGGCCAUGGCGGUUGCUAUACAUUCUCUUGCAUUGUUCUUUGUAUCGACAGACACAUAUAUUAACUCUAACGGGACACCCUUAUGAAACAUGCCCGUGAUCAUGAUCUUGCCUCUUUUCCUUUUUUUUUUUUUUUAGCAUGAUACCACCAUAGUUAAAUUGAUUUAUCAAUACAUGAG